AUGUUUCUUCUUCAUCUCGUAGCGUUAACAAACGCAGAACAUAUUCGUUCGUUAUUAUUAUCACAAGUGAAGGAUAUGAAAUAUCAAUGCAAUAUCUCUGAUUGUUCAGCUUCGAUCAAUGUUUCUUACUCAAAUCUUCGACAAUGUCAAAUCUAUUGUUUAAGCAAUACACAAUGCCGUACGAUCUCUUAUGAUGAAAUGAUGAGUCGAUGUGAAUUAUUUUCUAAUCUACCGAGUCAGUAUGGUCAACUGAUAGCACAAAAAGGUGUCAUAACUAUGAUAGCAAUCUCUGGUAGAUCGCCAUCCAUGUUAAGUACAGUUAGUCCAACGAUUACCAGCACAACAGCAACUUCAACUACUACGAGUACGUCAACAACAACUUCAUCAGCUGCUACUACCACGCCCAUGAUUACGCGAAAUUUGAUAAAGAAUGGCGACGCCGAAACUGGCAACUGUACACCGUUUACUGCUCAGGCGAGUCCCCCGUUGUGGUCUGCUAAUGGGAGUCUUUCGCAAGUGUUUUAUAAUGGAACUGUUAUGGGUACAUUUCUAAGUUCAAGCUCAACGCCGAGUGAUUAUGGGAAUUGUUAUUUUGGAGGUUAUACAUCUGUGAUUACAUCAAUACAACAAACAGGAAAUUUUAGUGAUUAUAUGAAUAUUGGACUUCUAAGCAAUCGUACAGUGAAGUUCAGUUUUUCUGCAUGGCUUGGUGGAUAUAUAGAACAGGAUGAUAAUGCAAAAAUUAGUUUGACUUUUAGUAAUACAGCAGAUACUAUGGUGGGAAGUAUAUUUACUCUUGGGCCAGUGCUCGCUGCAGACCGAAAAAAUCUGACAACGCUUUUAUUUCGACAGGUGAACGGUACAGUACCAACUGGAGCUCGCUAUUUCACAGUAUUAAUGACUAUGGUCACGAUUGAAGGAGGUUAUAAUAGUGCUACAGCUGAUAAUAUUUGUCUAAUUCUUUAUGUGUAA
Molecule: messenger RNA, 972 nt
Organism: Adineta ricciae
Lineage: Eukaryota; Metazoa; Rotifera; Eurotatoria; Adinetida; Adinetidae
Source: the annotation of a GenBank genome assembly